CGCUUUUGGUGCAUUACUUGGACUCGCAAUAGUGCCUCUGUCUAGGGACCCCUACCUGGUUAUCAUGUAUGCGCUGUUAGGAGGAUGUUCUUUUAUCACUGGGUGCUUAAUGCUAUAUUUCUUUAAAAAAUACGAUGAUGAAGAGGCAGCGAAUGAGAAGAUUAUCGUGGUCGGCUAA
Messenger RNA from Acaulospora morrowiae, 178 nucleotides. NCBI's taxonomy places the organism in Eukaryota, Fungi, Glomeromycota, Glomeromycetes, Diversisporales, Acaulosporaceae. The record is from the annotation of a GenBank genome assembly.